Molecule: messenger RNA, 3701 nt
Organism: Solenopsis invicta (red fire ant)
Lineage: Eukaryota; Metazoa; Arthropoda; Insecta; Hymenoptera; Formicidae
Product: esterase E4
Exons: 9
Coding region: 52-1998 (648 amino acids)
Source: RefSeq, a predicted model, not a curated record
GCAUCCCUCGCGACAAGUACACGUCAACGUGAAUCUCUCGCGCGCGGCGCUAUGUUGACACCGUGUCUUCAACUGGAUGAAAAAAUCUGGCGAUGCAUUUGUAUCGUUGUGUUUCUACUUAUCCUUGCCGGCGACGGUUCGUCCAUCGAUUCCGAUAAACUUAUUGUCAACACGAAAUGGGGCUUCGUCCGCGGCGAGUGGAGCAGGACCGUGCGCAAUCGAACAGUCGCGAAUUUCCUCGGGAUACCGUAUGCUCUGCCUCCCGUCGGCGAUUUAAGAUUCAGGAGCCCGCAACGAUGGAAUCGCACGUGGACGAACAUUCGUGACGCUUCGAUAGAUGAGAAAAAAUGCCUUCAAUACAAUUUAGAGACCUCUAAAGUUAUUGGUAGUGAGGAUUGCCUUUACUUAAACAUCUUCGUUCCCCACUUUUCAGAGAGAAGCGUUUCGCAGAGAUUCGCAAAACUACCAGUUUUAGUCUUUGUGCACGGUGGUGCAUACAACAUAGGAACUAGCGAUAGCAAACUAUAUUCGCCGGAUUAUUUGCUGGAUCAGGAUAUAAUCUUCGUCACGUUGAAUUACCGACUUACUGCAUUCGGAUUUUUUAGCACAGCGAACCAAAUCUCGCCAGGUAAUUACGGCCUUAAAGAUAUAAAGAUGGCCCUUGAAUGGAUACAAGAGAACAUCCACAGCUUCCAAGGGAAUCCCAAGUCGGUGACUCUAAUGGGGCAUAGUGCCGGUUCAGCGGCGACUCAUUUACUUGCUCUGUCAAAGAAGACCGAAGGUCUCUUUCACAGAUAUAUCUUGCUAAGCGGUUCCGCUUUAAGUACAUGGACUUAUCACCCUCCAAGAAGAUACAGACAAUUGUGUUUGCAUUUGGCAAAACUUGUCGGUUGCCCGUUGGAAAGAAAUCGUAACGUAACCGCGUCGAACGAGACAACUACUGAAAAUCCAAAAAGAGGGGAUGUACAAACACCUGCCUACGACGACAUUGCGAGGAAAGAAAAAGACGAAGAAAUAAUGAAAUGCAUGAGAAUAGCCGAUGCGACAAGAAUAAUAACGAUGACGCAAUAUUUCUAUGUUUGGGAGGAAAACCCCAUGUGUAAUUUUGGUCCCACAUUGGAGGAUGAAUCAGCGGACGCCAUCCUGACGAUGCAUCCAUUAAAAACCAUGAAAAACGGACUGUUUCGUGAUAUACCAGCGAUAGUACAAGUCGUGAAGGACGAAGGUUUAGUGAAGACACUCGCUUUAUUCAUAAAACCCGAACUGGAAAACGAGCUGAUAGAGAAUUUCGAAGAAUAUCUGCCUUACUUCUUAGAGUAUCAUGAAGUGGUUUCAAACACUAGCGUUUUCGCUUCGGCGAUACAAGAUUUUUACUUUAAUGGAAAUGUGUCGCUGGGCCUCAUGCAUAACAUUACGGAGAUGACGACUGAUGCCUCAAUAACAUGGCCGACGAUGCAAGCUCUACAAUAUAUGUCAAAUGUAGGAAAUUCUAAUAUUUAUUUUUCCUACUUUGCGUACGAAGGCACGUUUACAUAUACCUUUGCUUCGGGCAUCCCAAAUCAUUAUGGUGUCGCUCAUGGCGACGAUUUGAACUACUUAUUUCCCAUAUUGAAUAAUAUGUAUUGGAACAUGUUACUGUACAAUACAAUGAGCGAUAUUACUAUGAUUAACAUCAUGACGGAGAUGUGGACGAGUUUCGUGGCAGAAGGGAUUCCGAAAGCGUGGCAGAUCAUCCCGUGGCCUAACUAUCGCGAUCACCAUGAGUUCAUGAGAAUCGGGAUUGACAGAUCACCGGAAUUUAUAGUGCAAACCAACUUCGAAUCUGACAGAAUGGAAUUCUGGGAGAAGUUAACGCAUAAUGAAUCGGAGGAAGUGAUGAACGACGUGUUUGUCAAUGAACCACCAUCAAACAACAAAUCUACGAAUGAUGCUAACGCAAUCGAUCGUAGAGUAAUAAUUCAACUUGCAUCAUUAGCAAUAAUCUUCUUCUACAUAUAAAUAAUAUCAUAUCUACACUCGAAGGAUAUAAAUUGCAUUUUUCAAAUAUGGUAAGUCAUAUAAAUUAUAAACCAACAUUUCAAUAUCGAGCAAUUAUUCAACAAAAAGAUAAUAUCAGAACAGAACUAAUCGUUAUCUAUAAGUCUAUACAUUCCUGGACGCUGAAUACAAAUUCGAUUUUUAAAUUGUUCCACCGCCUCAUAAUUUUCAGAAAUUUUCAGUUUAAUUUACAAGAGAAAGAGAGAGAGAGAGAGAGAGAAAGAGAGAGAAAGAGAGAGAAAGAAAGAGAGCAAAGAAGAGCUAUUUUCAUGUAAUUUGUAAUAUUAUAAUAUCUAAUGUGCUAGAAAUUUUUAUUGCAAGUAAAAUUAAGUAUGCCGUUAGAACUCCCAACCCUCAAAACGGAAUUUUUUGUGUUAGCUAUUAUGUUUAAUAAGAUAAAAUUAAAUAUGAAGUAUGUAAAAAAUGCAUACAUAUGAUUUUUUAUUAAAUUUCAAACACGACAUAAUUUUCAUCAUCCAAUGUACUAAAUCAACCAUUUUGAAUUUAUUAAUUUUAGCAUUAAAUUUGCAUUCAAUAUGAUAAAAAAUUUAUACACAAAAUUUUGCAAAAGUUUAGAUUUUUUAAAUUCUGACAUUCAUAUUAAAUGCAUCUUAAAUUUGUCAAUUUUGAAUCAUUUUCGUAUUUAGCGACCUAAAAAAUCUUCAAAUUUAAAGAAAUAUCGGUGAAAACCGAAUUCUCGUAUUUAAUGUUCAAAAAACUAUAAUAUGGAAAAUAACUAAUUUCAUUCAUGCGUAAAAAAAGCAAUUUUUUGUUGUUGUUUCCACAUAUCUUGUCACGUAUAUUAUUUAAACAAUUUUUCCACUCGGUCGAUUCAAAGCAAAAUUGAAAUUAUAUGUCAAAACUGUCUGCAGUCAAUGCAAAGAGAAAAAUACACAAAUAUAUAUAUUUAUUUACGUUUUAUACGUAAGUUAUAAAAUGUGUGAGGGUAUACCGUGAAAAAAAAUAGGUCAACUAUCUAUAAACACAAUUUACUGUGAGCAAUAAAAAUUUUUUAUUUAAAUCAAAAUAAAUUAAAAAAUUUUUUUAAUAAAAUAAGGAAAAUAUUUUUUCCAAUAUUUCAAAAAGGUAUUUCAGAGUUGCGUUCAGGAAACGUGCUAUCAGAACUAUUGCGUCAUUCUAUCUUUAUUAAACUCAAAACAAAGAUAAAAUAACACUAUGGCUCCGAUGGCGCAUUCCACGAACACAAUUCGAGAAAUAAAAUGAUUAGAAAAUCGGUCGUUAUACGAUCCUAUAAAUGUUUCAAAGCGUUCUUCGACUGAUUAAUUAGUAAACUUUUUUGUUUCGAUUAAUCAAUCAAACGAAGCAUUUGAAGCAUUUGCAGCGCUAAAUAGACCACCUGGCGCUGGUUCUGAUACAUAUAAUACGUGAGUCUGUCGUUUCUGCGUGAAUUUCUUGUACAUUGACACUGGCAUCUUUCGUUGAACGAAAAGAUCUGGCUAUGCAUAUAUAUGCUCUAAAUGAGUUCUUAUGUCCCUGCUUACCCUCGCCGACAGUUUGUUUAUUGAUUCCGUAGCAUUUUUUAAGUCCAAUGUGAGAAAAAUAUGAGCGAUGAAAAAUUGAUGCGAUUUUUAUCAGUAUAAAAGAACAUUUUGAUUAUAUAAUUGAAAUACGGAACAGAACAAUAAAACAAUAUGACACGGAAA